This is a messenger RNA of Penaeus indicus, 5054 nucleotides long. RefSeq lists its product as uncharacterized. The record is from RefSeq and is a predicted model, not a curated record. The coding region runs from base 283 to 2589 and encodes 768 amino acids. Lineage: Eukaryota; Metazoa; Arthropoda; Malacostraca; Decapoda; Penaeidae. Gene Ontology annotation, molecular function: protein binding. The transcript is spliced from 9 exons. Gene Ontology annotation, cellular component: Golgi apparatus.
CACAGUGGAGGGAGGGUGAGAGCGCGUCCGCUGUUUUCGCCUUCUAAGACCCGAGAGCAUACUUAACGACGAGUAAGACGUAUUUUCAGUGCUAGAUAUCGAAGGAAAUUAUUAGAUUGUAUACAGUGUGAAGCGGAAAUCAUCUGUGCCGGGUGGAGUGUGGUGUGACUUUCGUGACGUCACAAUCCCACGUGUGCCGACCGUGACGUAACGCAGUCCAUGCGUGUAGCUCUUUAAGUACGUCUGAGAGGAAGGGAAAGUUAAUGGUGGCGUAAUAAAACCAUGUGGUCGUCUGUGGUGGGCGGCACGGGCGGCGAUGUCCCCUGCGCGCGACACAAGCACGCCGUGUGCGCUGCCCACCCGCACGUGUACCUGCUGGGGGGGCGCCACGGCAACCUCCCGCUCAAGGACUUCUGGGUGUAUGACCUAGUGACGCGGACGUGGCGGGAGGUGCGGGACGACUCGGGGGCGCGACCCCCCUCCCUGCAGCAGCACACGAUGGUCGACGCCGGGGACAAGCUGGUCGUGUUCGGCGGCGAACUCUGCAUGUCCAACGAGACGCCGCUCUGGAUAUACCACCCGCAGACCCGCAUGUGGCGCAAGUGGCGGUGGGCGGGCGCGGGCGUGAGCGGGGCCAGAGUGGGCGGCGGCAGCGAGCGAGGGCGCAUCGGGGGCGCGUCCGGACCCACCGGGCGCCGCGGCCACACCGCCCUCAUGGCAGGCGACUCCAUGAUCAUCUACGGCGGCUACCAGGACCUGCGCGGCUCCUCCAGCGAGAUCUGGAGCUUCAAUGUCGUGGAGGAAACCUGGUCGCAGAUAUCUUCGAGAGGGGAACAGCCAGCAGGCCGCCAUGCCCACUCGACCGUGCUCUACGACAAUCAGAUGUGGGUGUACGGUGGUAUGACCGACUUACAAGAGCGAAAUGACUUCUGGCGUUUCGAUACAGUGGGAAGAACCUGGACACAAAUCAGGUCCCGACCAAACCCCGGGUACCUGCACUCGCAUGUGGCCGCCAAACUCCACUCAUCAAUGGUUAUCUUUGGGGGCGAGCGCCAGGGCGAAGUUCUUAAUGAACUCUGGAGGUUCCAUUUCGGCACUAGUACAUGGGAGCGAUUGAUGCCUUCGGGGAUAAGACCGCAGCCACGAUCUCAGUUCUGCGCCUUUGUGGCCCCGUCACACUACAUCAAGGGUCCUCGAUUUUACAAUCCUUCCUCACACUCGGGCUUUGGCUCUUCCUCCGCCAGCAGCGGGAGCUACACAAGUUCUGUGAGCCACGAUUCCUAUAGAACUAGACGAGUUCAUCCCGAUGACUCUGUGAGCAACUCGGGAGGCCUGUCCAGAGGCUCAGGAGGCCCCAAUGAGAGUGAGUGUGCGUGCCAGGAGUGUGUCGACGCAGAGGAUGAGGACCUUGACCCAAGCCGCCUCAGGUCACUCAUCCAGAAAAACUGCUCCAAUGCGCCAACCAACCAACUCAAGCUGUCCAUUUCUAAAUUCUCUCAGUUAAAUUUAUCACAUUUAGGCCGUUAUUAUAGCUACAGUAUGCUUAGUAACGAUAGUACAGAGAGUAUAGUAGAGGAGUCUCUAGCUAGUACAUGUGAUAGUGUAAACAGUAAGAUUGUCAAAUCUCAGAGUAUCCAUGUGAUGAAUAAGGAUAAGAAUCUGAAGGCUGGAGGAGCGAAGGGAGGGAUGACGAGAGACAUUGCAUCUGUGCCAAACUUUGGAGACAUCAAAGACUCGUGUGAGGAGGAGGCACGUUCUGGGGCACAUCAUAUGCCUGUCAAUCACAUCAAAGUUAUUACAGUCCUGCCAGCAGAGAGCGCUGCAGAAGCAACUUUAGAAGAUGACCCGAGUGACCUCGUGGCAGGAAUCAAAGGUCGUUUGGCCUUUACAAAUGAUGAAGCAAUCCAGUCUGCAGACACGAGCAUCAGUGAAAACCUCAUGUCGUUUUCGUGCACGACAGACAGUAACUUGAGUAGCAAUACCAACCUUGGCAGCAUUAGCAACUAUACCAUGAGUGGACCAAAUAGUUUUUCCAAUCCAAAUUACGUAGGGUUUGAUCCUGGACGGGAUCCUGGGGGGCUGCUGAGCCAAGACUACUGGACAACAGGAGCGUUGGAUCUAGAGAGCAUUCGCCAUAAGGAGUUUGCAGAGAUGCUAAGAACACCACCGGAUUCGGGCAUUGGUCUUGGAGUGGAGAUGGAGCGCCGAACCCCCUUAGACUUCACUCUAGCCACUUUAGAAGACUUCGUUACCAUCGACAACCACUCAGCACGCUUCAGCAGGAACACCAAAGUGCAUCCUGCUGGCACAGAAGGGUCACCGGCUUCCGGUAAGCCCUCCAAGGUCAAAUUUUGUACUGAACAGACCAGCUCAGCAGGGAGCAGAAAUAGCAGAAAUAGUAACCAGGACCAAGGCGAGGGAGGCAGCAGAGAACCCCCUCCACCACGAAUCAAUCCAUUUAUGAAACCUGAACCACUGUAUGAACCCACAACUCCGAGUGCCAUGUACAUCAUGGGGGGGAAGGAGACCGACCAGAUGACAGUAUUUAAACGCCCAAUCUCCAUUUGGAAGUUGGAUUUGCCUUUUUAAUCACCCUCCUACCCCAACGUCUCACUGUGCUUCAUCCACUCCCUGUCAAAACACACCACAUUAGUCACCUUCCCAGUGAUGUAAUAGUGUUGCCUUCCAUCCAUUUAUAUAGAUGCAUUUUGUACAAAAAAGAGAGAAAAAAAUACACAAGGAAUCACAUUUCAUCUCCCUUCUUUUAGCUUUGAAUCAAGUUGAUUUUUACUUUCCUGCAUUUGAUGCGUAUUUACUUCCAAUCAGUGGACAAGGCCGCUAACCUGGCAUCCCAGUAAUCCCCCCGAAUUUGACUAAUUUUAUCUGUCCAGUCAUCCCGUCCUGUGAGGAGAAGAUGUCGGAGACGUCGUCCUGUCCUUGUAAACCAUCGGCAGUGAGAGGCAGACGAGGAAGAGGCAAGCCAAAGACUUUUUAGGGACACCAUGUGAUAUAUUGAUGCAUUUUUAGAAAAAAAAUACAUUUCUAGUUUGAGACUGUACCACAAGGUGACGUGUUCAUUACCUGUGUAGCUAUAUGGCCUCAAGAUUGGUUUGAGGAUGCUAUUUUGUAUAUUUCUCAGUAUGAGUUGUAGGGCUGUUUGAAGAAAAUGUUUGGUAAUAUUCCUGAUCUUAAAAGACACACAAGGCUGAAUAACUAUGGGGAAUUGUUUUUCAAAAGUAAUUUCAGUCAUUAGAAGAAUCAGUGCUUGAAUUCAUACUUUACUGUAAACAGAAGAGGAAGAGAUAGAUAGAUAGAGAGAGGGAGAGAGAGAGAGAGAGAGAGAGAGAGAGAGAGAGAGAGAGAGAGAGAGAGAGAGAGAGAGAGAGAGAGAGAGAGAGAGACUUGUCUCUUGCUCUCAAAUGAACUGUGCCCAUUUGUAUAAAGUUAUCGACCCUUUGUGACUGCAUUGCCACCAAAAUUUAUUAACUGGAGAACAUAGGGAUUCUUAACGAGAUCUUCAAAUGAAAUAUUCAAUUAAAGUAUCAACGGCUCACUGGAUAAUAUAUAAUGCAAAAAGUAGAAUCACGGAUGCCUAUGACUGUAGAAUAUCACCAAUUUGAUAUGAAGUUAAUUGAUAUGCAAUAGCAUGGAUGUUGGUAUCCAGCCGGCUUUGUGUAAAUAUUUAAGUAAUCGGCCAAGAAGCUAACUUUAUUAACCCUCGUUAAUUCAGAAAACUAUUUUGAAGAAUCCAUUUGUUCUAUGGCAAGUAAUCGUCUUAGUUCCUCGAUCUUCAUGUGCUAUUAUUGGCCUGAUUUCUUGUUGUCCUUGGCUGUGCCCUUAAGAUGACAAAUGGUGAUAGAUGUUACCUAAAACCCAGGAAAGAGCAUCACUAUCCCCAGUGAACACCAAGCUGUCCAGCCCACAUUGUAACCUCAUAUGUUAUGUGCUGCUGUCAAACAUUUGUUAUAGAUACUGAAUGAUAAACAUGAGCCACUCUCUCUCUUGGUGGUAUUUGUGUAUGGUUAUAAUGUUUUAUGUUAUCUGUAGAAUACUCGAAUUAAGUUGUCAUAUUUAUUGGAUUGAUAGCAUUAGCAGAAUUGUCAGUGUUGCCCAGUCUUUGGUUUUGUAAGUAAUGAAACAAUUUCUUUCCUGUGUCAUAUACAACGGGCAUUGUUGUUACUGAAUCAAAUUUUCAGUGCUACAGCACUUUUCAUCAUACACACAUUCCUGAAUCUUGUAGAAAUGUACAAGAUUUUUAUCAAACACAACCUUACCCUUCUCUUUAACAUACAUUUUAAUGAUUAACAAAUAUUUUUAUCAAGAUGUUGAUCCAAUAAUCUAUUUUUCCCUUAGCAAGAUUUUGAUCCUAUUGCUGCCACCUUUUUGGGUGAGCGGUGAAAUCUCGUUUAUAUUUGCUUCCUUGUUCUCCAAUCAUUAUCAAAGUCAAGAGGAACACUAGUCAAGAAAAACACUAUUUUCUCUCUCUGUUUUAGUAUACUAGAGUCAAUACUUGACUGACAAGACAACUAAAAAAUCACAGGACCAAGUGGGAGACAACCUGAAGCACGCCCUUGUAGGAGACUGGAUUCCUCUGCCAAAGUCCGAUCGUGUGAUCACUUCUAAUUUGUACAUUCCUUUGCUAUAGGCCUCUCGUCCGUCCAGCUGGCCUUCUAGUCUCAUGUGAUCGUAUUUUCUAAAUUGGUGAAAGAAAUAUGAUAGAUAUUUUAUACAUAUUUUCGAUUGUUUGUUAUCUACUCUCUUUCAGUUCAAGGAGUCAUCAUUUAGUUUGUGUGUAAUCUUUUUAUUUCGACCAUUGUUUUAAAACUGAUCAUUACAUCUAGGAAUAUGAAACGAAAUUGGGUUUUAGGAUGUCUAAACUCAAGGCAUUGUAGUGUAGUAAACAUGCUGAGGUUUUUGGUCCAGUCUUCAUACAUGGAGUGUGUUCAUUAUAUGUAUUGUACAUCCGUUUGCUUGUUGAAAUGUUUAAUAUUUCUAGUAAAAUUUAUACAUUUGUAGAUAAAUGAGAAAUAAAAAGAGUAAAUGUAAAUAGUGGA